Messenger RNA from Erigeron canadensis, 1486 nucleotides. Its product is annotated as E3 ubiquitin-protein ligase ATL42-like. The record is from RefSeq and is a predicted model, not a curated record. The coding region runs from base 31 to 1374 and encodes 447 amino acids. NCBI's taxonomy places the organism in Eukaryota, Viridiplantae, Streptophyta, Magnoliopsida, Asterales, Asteraceae. The transcript has a single exon.
ACAAAACUCUCUUUGUACAAACAAGCUGCCAUGAUGAUGAUGAUGACUUUUCCGGCAUGCAAGUUACCGGAGUUUUGUGUAUCUCCGGUGACCCAACAAAUGAAACUACUUGUUCAUACCAUCAUAUUUGUCAUCAUCAUCUCCCAUAAUCCAUCAAAUUCACAAUCUUUGUCUUCACCAAAUGAUGGUUUGCCAAACUCGCAAGAUUCUGUAGCUUCAAAUUUCCAACCAAGUUUAGCAGUUGUGAUUGGAGUUCUAGCCAUCAUGUUUUGUUUAACAUUCUUGCUUUUGGUUUAUGCAAAAUGUUGUCAUAGAGCAUCUUCUCUUCAUUACCUAAAUCAAGAGAAUUUAGGUGAAUUGCCUCGGUUCGGUGCCAGGGUUUCUGGUAUUGAUAAAACGGUUAUUGAAUCACUUCCCUUUUUCCGGUUUUCUAGUUUAAAAGGUUGGAGAAAUGGUUUGGAAUGCUCCAUUUGUUUGUCUAAAUUUGAAGAUGUUGAGAUUCUUAGAUUGUUGCCUAAAUGCAAACAUGCUUUUCAUAUUGAUUGUGUGGAUCAAUGGCUUGAAAAACACUCGGGGUGUCCACUUUGUAGGUGUAAAGUAAGCGAAGAGGAUGCAACCCUUUUCGCGUAUUCAAGUAGUUUUAGGUUUUUAAGUAAUCAUUCGGGUCGGGUAUGUGAAGGUGGUUCAAACUUGGAGCUAUUUAUUGAAAGAGAAGGAUCAACAAGAUUUGGAAGUGGAAGAAGUUUUCAAAAGAUUGAAGAGGAAAAUGCCAAAGAAAUCUUGGAAGAUCAACAAGAAAUCUUGCAUAAGUUUAAUCAUAGGAUUAUAGUAUCCGAUUAUGAACAUGAUUUGAUUGCGAAGAACAGAUGGAGCAAUUUGACUUCAUCUGAUCUUCUCUUUUUGAAAUCCGAGAUGAUUACUUUCAUGUCAAGCAACUAUCUUGAUCACUACAAUGAUCAAGAUAAAGUUGCUUCUAUCUCAUGCAACAAACAUGACCAUUACCCGCCUCUCAAAACAGGCGAAAAUGGUCAUGACCAAAAUCAUGAUCACCAAGUAAUCAAGAUAAAGGAAGAAAUCAAACGAAAAAGGGAAUUUGAGAAGAAAAUCAAGAAAUUCCCUAGUGGAGAGUCGGAUAUUGGAUCAUCCAAUGAGCAUAAAUCCGCUAAACUUGAUGAGAAAAGAUCGAUGUCAGAGAUCAUUGUUCAUCCAAGAUAUCUUGAUGUUGAAUCAAAUAACAAGGAAAGUAAUUUGGGUGACAUUAAUGCUAAAGAAGAGAGAUUAAAGAGAUUAUGGCUGCCGAUUGCUCGAAGAACAGUUCAAUGGUUUGCUAAUAGAGAUCAACGGCCACAAAUUAAUACAAAAUCGCAAGUUUAAAUUAGAACUACUAGUCAAUAUAUAUUCUCUCAACAUUUUCAUACACGUUUUCACAAUAGUUCAUGUUAAAAGGAAAGAUUCUAUAGUUUUUUCAUAUAGAAAUUUAUUUUGG